AUGGCGACUCCUUCUUCUCCGGUGAAUCUGUGGGUAGUCUUAUCGGAAUCGAAACGUAUAAUCAACGCUCACGCACGUCACUUCCUUGCUCUCUCCGUCCUCUUCCUUCUUCCAAUCUCCUUCUCCGUCACAGUCUACCCUUCCGUCAUCCGCUUCAUUACCGAUCAAUCCACCGUCUCUUUCCUCCGCUCCGGCGACGACGACCAACAACCCCCUGUUCCCGAUUUCAAGAUGGUGGCUCUGCUUCUGAUUGCUUACGUCAUCAUCGUCACCGUCCUCAAUCUCUUAGCUAUUGGAUCAAUCGCUUAUAGCGUAUUCCAAGGAUUAUGUGGAAGACCUGUGAAGUUGAUCUCAGCUGUGAAAUCAAGCUUAUCUUCGUUUUUCUCUCUUCUCGCUACUCUAAUCACUACGUUCCAAGUCAAUUGGAUUCUCUCUUGGGUUGUCGUUGUUGUUGAAUCCGUUUGGGGUUUAACUCCAUUGAAGAGAAGCAAAAGCUUGACUAAAGGAAUGAGAAGUGUUUCUUUGUCUAUAAUCUUCUUCUUUCGUGUUACACAAUCGGUUAUUGGCUGGAUUAGCAAAGCAGCAGCCUCUGCUCCGAUCGAAAAUGGCGAAAUUGGGUGGACAAACGCCUUCUUCGUGCUUCAAAUCCUGGUUAUGUCUGCGUUGCUAACGCUUUCGACGCUGUAUAAUCUUGCUUCAAUCACCGUGAUGUAUAUGCAUUGUAAAGCUAUUCAAGGAGAGCUUGCUUUGGAGAUUGCAGAAGAGUUUGCCUUUUGA
Messenger RNA from Arabis nemorensis, 777 nucleotides. The record is from the annotation of a GenBank genome assembly. Lineage: Eukaryota; Viridiplantae; Streptophyta; Magnoliopsida; Brassicales; Brassicaceae.